Danio rerio (zebrafish) is the source of this 1689-nucleotide messenger RNA. Lineage: Eukaryota; Metazoa; Chordata; Actinopteri; Cypriniformes; Danionidae. The record is from RefSeq and is a predicted model, not a curated record.
AUGAUAGGAGAAGUUAAAACACAACAUGUUUUAAUUAACAAUUGUCUUUGUCAAAUAGCCAAUGAGUCCAAGCUUGAGAGAACACUUCUCAUUGUUGGGAAAACAGGAGAUGGAAAAAGCAGCACAGGGAAUCUGAUUCUCAAAAACCCAACAUUCCCAACUGAAUCUUCACCCAAUUCAAAAACAAAACAUAAGAAUGUGGGAUGUGGUGUAGUUGGUAAUAGAAACAUCACAGUGAUUGACACACCUGGAAUAUUUGACACAAGUCAGGAUGAGGAACAAAUCAGAAAACAAUUUAUUCAGUGCCUGGUUGAAUGCCCUCCUCGGCCACUUGUCCUCAUCAUUGUUCUGAAAGUUGGAAGAUACACAGAGCAAGAAAGUAAAGUUCUGACAAAAAUUCAGGAAUAUUCAGGAAAUGAUAAAGUGAAGCAUUCACUGGUUUUAUUCACCCACGGUGAAGAUCUAAAUGGUCAAACUAUUGAGGAAUUUGUAAGAAAAAGUCCUGAACUACAGGAGCUUGUAGAUAAAUGUGGAGGUCACUGUCACGUCAUUGACAAUAAACACUGGAAUGAUUGUAAAAGAGGAUACAGGAGCAACAGAGUUCAGGUGAGAAACCUGCUGGAAACCAUUGACGAGAUGGUGAUGGAGGACAGCUACUACACAAAUGAGCUACAACAGAAAAUUCAAGAAGAAAUUCAAGAGGGCGUUAAUUCAACUGAUCCUGAUUUGCCUCAAGAAGAAAGACAAGAAAAAGCAAAGAAAACAGUUUUUAAAAGACUUCUUAUAAGGUUUGCGGGAGUAACAACAGGCACACUGAUUGGUGCUCUAAUGGGCAUCGCUGUUCCAGUGGCAUCCCUUGUGGCUUUAGUUAAAGGAAUGAAAAACACAUUCACAACUGCCAAAAAAGCACAAGCAGAUGAAACAACAUCAACAUCUAAAAUGACAGGAGAGAUGGAUGAACCACAUUCUGAGGAGAAACACAAGGAAUUAGCAGCAGUGUUGGGAGCAACAGCAGUAGCUGCAAUUAUAGCUUCUGCAGCAAUAGAGACAGCAGCAGUGGACGCAGGAGCAAUUGGGGCAGUAGCAGCAGUGGAAGCAGGCAUUGCUGCAGGAGCAACAGCAGGAGCAGUAGGGGCAGCAGCAGUGGAAGCAGGGGUUGCUGCAGGAGCAGUAGGGGCAGCAGCAGUGGAAGCAGGGGUUGCUGCAGGAGCAGUAGGGGCAGCAGCAGUGGAAGCAGGGGUUGCUGCAGGAGCAGUAGGGGCAGCAGCAGCAGUGGAAGCAGGGGUUGCUGCAGGAGCAGUAGGGGCAGCAGCAGCAGUGGAAGCAGGGGUUGCUGCAGGAGCAGUAGGGGCAGCAGCAGCAGUGGAAGCAGGGGUUGCUGCAGGAGCAACAGCAGGAGCAGCGGCCGGAGCUACAGCAGCAGCUGGAGGAGCAGUAGCAGUGGAAGCAGGGGUUGCUGGGGCAAGCAUUGGAGCAGCCGCUGGUUCAGGCAUUGCUGUAGGUGUUGUUUUUGGUGCUGCAGCUCUUGCUGGAGCGAUUGGUGGAGCCGUCACUGGAUACAGAACAGCAGAAGAAGCUGAUUCAGUGCUUGAUGCCAUUAGGUUUGCAGCCAAAGCUAACUAUGAGAAUGCGAGAGGGGUUGUUAAAAAAGCAGAAGAUCUGCCUACCAAAGUUUAUAAACGUUUUUAG